This is a messenger RNA of Ochlerotatus camptorhynchus, 1769 nucleotides long. RefSeq lists its product as uncharacterized. The record is from RefSeq and is a predicted model, not a curated record. The annotation marks the transcript as partial. Lineage: Eukaryota; Metazoa; Arthropoda; Insecta; Diptera; Culicidae. The transcript has 7 exons.
AUCAAGUUGGGACCAGGGCUGCCAAUGCUGGUCAACUCAGUAUUCGGUUGGAUCGUCACGGGGAAGGUUUCGGAAGCUCCGAGUAAGGCAGUAAGCUGUUGCUUAGCGGCAGCUCCGGAUAACUUGGAAGUACAGUUGCAGAAGUUUUGGGAGAUCGAGAGUAAUGAAGAACGAGCGGCUUGGUCAAAGGAGGAACAGGACAGCGAAGAUCAUUUCUUGAGAACAUUCAGCCGUACGGAGGAAGGUCGGUACGUCGUACGUCUACCUAAGCACGUGAAUUUCGAGCAGAUGUUGGGCGACUCUCGCGCAAUGGCGCUAACGCGAUUCAAGAGAUUGGAAAAGCAACUGGAGAGGAAUCUGGAGAUGCGGUUGCAGUACAAUGCAUUCAUGCAAGAAUAUUUGGAUCUUGGGCAUAUGAGAGAAGUCAGUGAAGAUGCAAUUCAGAAGGAGGCAGCGGCAACAAGUGCGAAAAAGGUGUACUUCUUGUCACACCAUGCAGUGCUUAAGGAAUCAAGCACCACUACAAAAGUACGCGUCGUCUUCGAUGGUUCGGCCAGCACGGACAGAGAAUCAGUCCUCUGGAGUCGAUGGUCGGAGGAAUGGGUGGUACUCUACGACGAUUCAACGAUGGCCUGGUUUACGGAACCAGGCCGAUCGUCACCGGCGGGCAAGAUCCUCGUCAAGGAAGCACCGGAAAUGCUCGCGAUAGCACACUGGACCGGGCAGAUUCCACGGCGGCCACCACUGCCCGAGGGAGUUAGCCUGUCGCAGCUCAUCGCCCUCGGAUCGCGGCGGAAACGGUCCAAGGUGUACUGGAUGAUUGCCAAGAGCGAGGAGGAAGUCAGCGACUGGAUUGCAGCAAUUACAAAAACGCUUCCGCCACCACCGCAGAUCGAGCUGGUAGUCGACAAGCCACACCUGAUGGGAGUGCUGCGGAGGCCAAUCGUUCGGAUACGACCCGCCACCAGUUCGGAGGUGUCGGCCCGGCGGAAAAAUCGCACCAGCAUCGAGAACAACACGACCAAGGUGCGCAGCGAGGCGGCCGUGGCCAUCAUCAAGAAGACCACCCAGGAGAACUCGGAACCGAAGGGAUCGUUGGCCUGUGCACUGCCCUGGGGCCACGGCUGGGGUUGGGCGACCCUGCCGAAUGGCAUCUGGAGCGGAGCACUGACCUGGUCCCAGUGUGAGGACUCGAUCACGCUGCACGCCCUGCCGACGACGCACUGCACCAACAUGAUCGAGGCCCCGUGCGCCGGUGGAAUCUACCACACCGACAUCAGCCCGUUCGACAUCAACGGCAUCGAGGACGUCGGCGGCGAGGACUUCGACUACGCGAUGGACUGCGGCGAUUUCAUCUUCUAAAUUCACACACACAAAGACACACCUACACACCUACAUAUCCAAGGCCAAUGACCUAGGACACAGCACGAGAUCGAUAAUGCAGAAUUGGUUUAGAUUAGUAGAUUUAAAUGUACGUUCGGUCGGAGGAAUUUCACGAGCCACGAAGUCGAGUGCAAAACCAAUGGAAAUUUGAUACGAGAUAUUUUUUGUUUUUGUUUUUCUCUUGUGAGAAACAACGUAAACAAGCAUAUUCGAGCACAUUUGUACACAUCCACACGUAAUAACACACCGUCAUUGCAUCGCAGCGCGGAGCAGAAAUAGAAGUGAAGAACGGAAGUGCGGCGAAGGAAGAACCGGCCUCGGAUUGGCGCCUCCCUGACACCUGCUGCUGCCGCUGAAUGGAAUCCAAAUAAUUAGCUGUAUUUUAG